Messenger RNA from Lates calcarifer (barramundi perch), 3627 nucleotides. Its product is annotated as G protein-activated inward rectifier potassium channel 3-like. The record is from RefSeq and is a predicted model, not a curated record. Gene Ontology annotation, biological process: potassium ion import across plasma membrane; regulation of monoatomic ion transmembrane transport. NCBI's taxonomy places the organism in Eukaryota, Metazoa, Chordata, Actinopteri, Centropomidae. Gene Ontology annotation, cellular component: plasma membrane. Gene Ontology annotation, molecular function: inward rectifier potassium channel activity.
AACAGCUCAAUAUGCAGAUAGAGAAAUCUUGUGAAUAAUUAUAUAUUUCACUUACCCUUCUGGUUGUUCAUUUUGCUGUGUACUUUGUCUCGUUUUAUAGUCACAUGCAGACAGACGAAGCAGGCCCACUACUGAACCAGUGGAGUCAAGAGAUGGACAUUUAAGAUGGUAGUAUUUACCACUUUGCUUAUCCAGAAGCAAGAGGAACAUGGUGUAUGUGGACAGAACAUACCAACUAUUUAUUUAGUCUUUAAUCAAUAAAAUGUGCUAGUAAUUUUUUAAAACUCUUUUUUAGACAACUGUAAUAGUGCCUUCAUGGUCAAAAAUCAACCAAACCAAACGUGCUGCUUCCUUAAACCACUGGAUUGGUGUCAAAGGUUAGAUUUUUAAAAGCCUAUUACUUGUCUAUAAAACACAAACACUAAAUUGUCUCAGACCCAAAUACAUCGAUUUACUUCAAUUUGACCCCUCAGGUCAUCUGGGACAGGUUUACUCAGUGUUCAGUUUACUUGCUUGUUUUUGCUUUUGCUUCUGUUUUAAUUGUCUUUUUAUACAAUUUUAAUGUCUUACAUUUAAUGUUUAUCUAUACUGUAAUGCACUCUUUCUUCCUCCUUCCUCAGCCCUUCCCUCAAUAUGUUAUUCUCAUAUUCCCACUUCCGUCAUCAUUAAAACUACCGAAGGGAUCUUCGCCUCCCAGCACCACACCCUAGUCUGUUUCUUUUACAGAUUUGGUUAAUAUAAAUAGUUUUUAAGACAUCUGACUUGGCACAAAAAUAGAGACUUACUCACAGACGCACUGAAAACUAUAAACAGAACCGUCUCCCUGCUUCUCCGCCCUUUCCUCAGCUCUGUCCUUGGGCGGGGCUGCAUACACACACACACACACACACACACAGAUGGGGUGAGCUAUGAGGUCAGAGAGGCCACCGUGUCCCGGAGCCACUUAACUAGCUGAAGUGAGGAUUGCUCGAGUCGAGGAUUACUACGCACGUUACUGGGAGCUGAGUCUACUCUGCAGGAUCCUGUGGCUUACUGCUGACGGAGCAGGAUGAUGAAGCUUAGCUCCAGCUGGAGGGUAUAUCUUCUUAAAGCUGUUUCCCACUCUGUUGGCUACUUGUGUGUGGAGCAGUAGGAUGCACUGAUACCAAGUCCAGGUUAAAUCAAGUGGAACCUUGAAACCCAAAUAAUCAUAGCCAUGCUCUGCUGCUAGCGUUAAUGCCUUUCUGUAAUGUAUCCUGGUGUAAGAAGAGAUUAUAACUUCGAGACUAGAGGAUCGCCUGGAUCAACCACAACAACAGUGAGCACAGGAGCCAUGGAGCCUCCAGUGACCACUAAAGAUGAGACAAGAGACAUAGAUUCAUCCCUCCCUCUUCCAGACGUUACGCCAGGAGCUUUUUCUGAGCUUGCAACAGCCAAGCGGCGACAUAAAAGUACAACAGAUAUUCUAUAUCGGAAUAUUUGCUUGCAUCCUCCAUCUGCUCCUGGUGUCACAGAUACAGAGCAAGCCUUCUUACAUCGCUGCUCACUAGGAGAGGGCAAAACUGUUACACACUACCCUCGCCAUGCCCUCAGUGUACCUAACAUGGGCAGCACCAGUCCCUUCCGCGUCAUCAGCAACAGUCCUCUCCACAGCAUCCAGCUCUCACCAGCACACAGCAAUAUAUCCAGCCCUGCUAGAGAGAUGGAGAGGCUGGGCAAGGCUCGGAGUAAACUCCUGGAUCAGUGUAACCAAACCCCUACCAUUCCUCCAGAAACCAGAGAGCAACUUCGCUAUGUCUCUAAGGAUGGAAAGUGCCGUGUCAACCUGUGUCAUAUAUCUGAAAGAGGCCGCUUCCUGUCUGACAUCUUUACCUCUUUUGUGGACCUCCAGUACCGCUGGUUUCUAUUUGUUUUUAUGAUGUGCUACAUCACCACCUGGUUCCUGUUUGCUGGACUCUACUUCUUGAAUGCCUCCUUUCGCGGUGACAUAGGACAAGAGCGACCCUUUGGUACCCCCAAAGAUCAUCUCAGAGACCAAAGUCCCUGCUAUUUAGGUGUAGACAGCUUCAUCUCAGCUCUGCUCUUCUCAGUGGAGACACAACGCACCAUUGGUUAUGGAUCACGUACCGUGACUUCCAUUUGCUACGAGGGUGUUAUGCUGGUAAUGAUGCAGUGUAUUGUUGGCUCCAUGAUAGAUGCACUCAUGGUUGGGUGCAUGUUUGUCAAAAUAUCCCGACCUAAGAAGCGGGCUGAGACACUUCUUUUCAGUCGCACUUGCGUUAUCGCCAACCGUGAUGACCAGAUGUGUUUAAUGUUCCGCCUUGGGGACUUGAGAGAAAGCCACAUGGUUGAUGCCAAGGUUCGUGCAAAGUUAAUCAAGUCCCGCCAAACAGCUGAGGGUGAGUUCUUACCACUUGAGCAGACAGAAAUCAACCUUGGGUAUGAAACUGGUUCAGACAGACUCUUCUUGGUGGAGCCUCAAGUCAUUCAGCACAACAUUGACUCAAACAGUCCACUCUGGGAACUGGGUCCUGAGCAGCUUAGACAACAACAGUUUGAGAUAAUCAUCAUCUUGGAAGGAAUUGUUGAGGCGACAGGCAUGAUGUGUCAAGCCAAAACAUCCUAUAUUGAAACAGAGAUUGAGUGGGGCGCUUGCUUUGAACCCUGCAUGACACUGGAGAAAGGUUCAUUCAGAGUUGACCUGCGUCGGUUCCACACCACCUACCAGGUACCACUGCCUAACUGCAGCGCCAGCCAGGCACAUCAGUUAAUGGUUCUGACAGACUGUAAACUCCAAGAUUCCAAAGUUAGCAGAGACUGGGGAACAUGAGAAGAGGGAAUGGCAGAGGAGCCCAAAGGCGAGCCACAGUCUCAUGGAGGAUACACUAUUGGUAACAUUCAGGAGGAGAGAGCAUCUGAAGGCAGUCAAAGUGGAGGGAAUGCAGACAAAAGCUUGUCAUAAUAGCAGCUGAUGAAAGACUUUCUGCAGGAUGUAGCUAUGUAAUAGUUUUUAUAGUGAAUAUCAAAUAAGGAAUGUAUGGAUAAGCCUUUUUCACAGUGGAUACAUAGACAUGUCACAGUAAGAAAUGCACAGGUAUAAAUAACUGCCCCAAAGUACUGUUGCCACAGCUGUGAAGCUUUCCAGUCCAGCGCUAGCAGAUUUACCACUCCAAAUUCAGAGUAAUUUUUACUUUCAGACAGAUGGGCAAUAUCAAGCUUCCCAUUUCUAUCCAGCAACUGUCUGUUUCCCUACUGAAAUAACAACUGUCGCUGGCAGAUUUAUUAACUGUAGAUGAGUUUGAAAACAUUGUCUCCAGCUGACUUGUUUUGAAAUGAGAAGGGUGUUAAGGGAGUUUUUUUUUUUUUAAAUAUCCAUUUGCUUACUACAUAUACAAUAUGUAGCUUCACUUAAAAGACUACUAACUUGUAUUUUACAGGCAAAAAGUUGCCAUCCUCAUCAGCUGAUCCACAUAUAAGACCAAAAAAUAAAGCAAAGCAUUGUUCUUGCAGUGUAGAGUUAGUCCUAGUUUUUCAAGUGCAAUGCUGAAAAAAGUGAGGCCAUUCUCUCUAGCAUCUCCCUGUUUGGCUGCUUUGCUAAUAUAUUCAUGUUUUCAAACAGCAUUUUACUGUUAACAUUACAAGAGAAAA